CCGUAAGCCUCUCUCUCUCUCUCUCUCUCAAAAAUCCCAAAAAAUGGUGAAAAAAGGCGCGAAACCGCCCAAACCCAACUCCGCCGCCGCCGUCGAUCCGGAGACCCAACAGAAGCAGCACCUCCGAUCACUCGCUCUCUCUAAGAAUCUCCUUCGCACCCUUAAACCCUCAAACUCCGUCCUCGAACCCUCAAACUCCGUCCUCAAGAUCGACGGCCGUGACAUAGUCAAGCGAGGCCAGCGCAAGAGCCGCUACCUCUUCUCGUUCCCCGGCCUCCUCGCUCCUCUUUCCGGCGGCCGCGUCGGCGAGCUCGCCAAUCCCAGCUCCAAGAACCCCGUCCUUUACCUCGAGUUCCCUAAUGGGAGAAUGAAGCUAUUUGGCACACAUGUUUAUCCGAGGAACAAGUAUUUGACGCUGCAGCUGACGAAGUCGGCAAAGGGGGUGAUGUGUGAGGAUUGCUUCGAGAGCUUGAUUGUAUUUUCUGAAGCAUGGUGGAUUGGGACAAAGGAGGAAAAUCCAGAAGAAAAUCAACUCGAGUUUCCUAAUGACAUGAAUGAGAGCAAAAAUGAAGCUCCUGAUUUCAGAGGAGGGGCUGGGGCAACAACUGGAGAAGCACCAAGUCUUAAAAAGCCUACUAAGGAAUAUAAAGUGAAAUCACCUUCCCUUGACACUGAAUCCGAGGAAGAUACAGAUGCUGAUUCCUAUCCCUCAACAGGAGAAUAUGUAAAGAUCCCAGAAGCUACACCAGUUCGGCACUCAGCAAGAAUGGCUGGAAAGACACUAAACUAUGCAGAACCAUCUGAACACGAUUCUAUUGCUAGUGAUGAGGAGAAGCCUAAAACAGAGGAACCUGAGCGUGCGUAUCAAUAUGAUGUCAAAACUGACAUUGAUAAAGCAUCCAAGAGAUCCAUAUUGGGUGAGCUAGAAGAUUCUGUUCUCAUAUCAUCAAGACUUCCUGUUGAUGAGAAACAAAGAGAGCAAUCUUCAUCAUCGAAGAAGUUGAAAAAUCCUAAAGAAAAUUCUCCACAUAAAAAGGGGUCAUUAGUUCAAGCCACUCUUUCUUCUUUGUUUGAAAAAGCAGUAGAGAAGAAAUCUAAGCAUAGCACAGAUCACUCCUCCGGACCAAAAGGUUCUGGAGCUAAGCGGCAACGGGUUGAUUCAAUUCAGAUAACUGAACAAGUUCAAGUCAAAAGAACUAAGAAGAGAGGCGCCUCUUCUGGUGAAAAGAGUGGGACCAGAACAGUGACAGUUAAGAAGAGGUCUCAGGUUGUAGAUGAUGCGACAGAAGAGAUCUCUAGCGACUCUCCAGAUGACAGUGAUGAAGACUGGGCUGCAUGAAUCCAGUGAAGCAUAGCUACUAUGCCAAUCUCAAUUUCUUCUGAUGAACUUAUCGACAAGGAAUUAAUGAAUACUCAGCAGAGCAGUAAAUUCACAAAUUUCCAGGUUCUUAUUCUCAAUGUUGUAUGUAUAAUUCCACAGCAUGUUGCAGCAUUUGAUUGGUAAUAAUUCAGGCAAAAAAUGUCUAUCUGCUUCAUCAUGGAAAGACCAUCAUAUGUUUACAUUCUCACCAUAACAAUCAACUAGUCAGAGCGAUAUCAACUAGUAUAGUUAAAUGGUGUUUAUAUUCCA
Messenger RNA from Asparagus officinalis (garden asparagus), 1630 nucleotides. Its product is annotated as DNA-binding protein RHL1. NCBI's taxonomy places the organism in Eukaryota, Viridiplantae, Streptophyta, Magnoliopsida, Asparagales, Asparagaceae. Gene Ontology annotation, biological process: DNA endoreduplication. The record is from RefSeq and is a predicted model, not a curated record. Gene Ontology annotation, molecular function: DNA binding.